Molecule: messenger RNA, 2178 nt
Organism: Cladophialophora psammophila CBS 110553
Lineage: Eukaryota; Fungi; Ascomycota; Eurotiomycetes; Chaetothyriales; Herpotrichiellaceae
Exons: 1
Coding region: 1-2178 (725 amino acids)
Source: RefSeq, a predicted model, not a curated record
AUGUCCAGACGGCACACGGUCGAUAUACAGAAGCUCGCCUUAACCGCACCUUUUUCUUCUCGCCCGCCUCAAACAGCCCCAAAGCAGAAUCGUCGUCCAAUCACUGCAGCGACUGCCGAGCGCGUCAUAUACAGAAUCAUGUGCAGCCUGCACAGCGCACGAGACCUCCAGGCAACUGCGAUGGUAAGCAAAGGCUUUUUACGGACCUUUCAACGGAACGAAUCCAAGUUGGUGAGCCAUUUGGUCUUCAAGAUAUCACGAGCGGCUUGGGAGCUUCGGCGGAGCAUCCUCGCCUUGAAAGGAUCGAACGACUUCCUUUUGAAAGAUUAUCGCCGUGACUGCCGAACCCUCGACGCCUUAAAAGCAUUCAUUGUGGCUCAUUGCAGUUCGAGUUGCAAGCAGAGUACCGUCGUUGGUCUUCUUGGUCAAGAUGAUGCCCGAAAAUCUCAGAUUGACGAUGCAUUGUGGCGUAUAUGGACGUUCUGCACUUUAUUUGGAGACACGGUUGGUCAGUCUGGGCCUGCUCAAACGGAAAUCGAUUGGCUCAACGGCAGCAGAGCGGCCAACAACAAGCAGCUAGGUGCUGGUUUCGCAAUUGGCAAUGGGAAAGGACUUAUGACUCACGAACUUGAAGAUAUGAACGAGAUGUGGCAGUGCUUGCAAAUUCUUGUGUCGGGUUUCCGUGGUCGGGAACAGGAAGCCAAGCGAUAUGGAGUCUUCGACAAUUGGCACUUGCGAGAGACAACCUCGGAGUCGCAGCACCUCACAGAGUGGACCUCGUACCUCCUCGCCCUGGGGCCCCAAACUGUUCUCUCGUUAUCCAGUUGCUCGUUCGAACAGGCAAAGAUGCUCGGCCUGACAAACUGGCCUGUUCCACCCGCAGGUCAAAGUCGGACAUCUUUCUUAACGACGGCAAUUGCCCAAGUCUACCAAGAAAGGGUCCUCGAAGACGCCACUCGGAGGGCUGCACGAAUGUCGAUGCGCCAGAUGCCAGGGCAAUCCUCAGUGCCUCGAGCCCCGACCCAUCGCCCAACCAGAUCUCUCGAUGAGCACCUGACCUUCUUGCCUUCCACGCGGACCACGGCUCAGUCACAAUCGCUCCGAAUUGAUACCUCUAGCCAGAAAAGAAGACCGGUCUCCACAAAUGCUCUUGCAGGUGUGCGAAUGGAGAUACGCCCAGACUGUGAUCCUGCGAAUACUCGGCACGAGACCCAACCAGAUCGUGAUGCUAUUUCUGGGACAAACCUGCCUUCCCACCUACUUCCGACGUCGCCUACAGCAGAUCCGACAGUCUAUUAUUCGCUUUCAAUGACUCCAACAGCAAGCACCAAACUCGGGGCUACAUUAUUCCCCAUGGACUAUGCUAGUCCUACACCUCGUGUUCCUUUUCGUGCCCCUGAGCCGCCAGCAGCCUCAGCCUCCGCUGUUGUUGAUCCAGUAGACAAAGCAAUGGACCUCCUAGUACGUGAACUGGGGUUUGCUGAAACCAGAGCGAGGAAGGCUCUUGCUAUGUGCGAUUCAGGCUCUGGAAUUGAUUUGCAGAAAGCUAUUGAGUUGCUGACGGUUGAUUCGAAAGAUGCUCACCAAGAGAAUCCUUUACCUGUGGAGCUGCCUACGCCUGUGAGUCUUGUCAGUGCUAGCAGGGCGAUGAGGCUGCAGCUGCCAAAAACAUACUGUGAUGGCCAUUGCCAGCGAAUGCCGACCAUCUCGCAUUCCCGGAAUAGAUCCACUGGCACUACAGGUACUGCUACUGAUGUGUCCAUUAGUCCAGUCUCGGCCCUUGCUGAAGAGGAAUGGCAAGACACAAUUUCACCGCUUCUCAGCGCGCCGACGUUGACCCCUCGAUCGAAGGCCCCUUUGACCCGGGGCCCAAGCAAGGCUAAAGCAUGGAAAGUGCUGGGAAUGGACAGCAUCCCAAAACGAAAGAACUCGGUGCUUCAUAUUGAGGAAUAUCAAGCCAAAGUGGAAAGGCGAAAGAGCAUGCGCGCCAACACCAAUGGAGGACAGCAAAGUCCGAAGAUCAAAGAGGGACUUGGCAAGAACUUGCUUGGAUUGGGACUUGCUAUCGGUAGCAGUGCUGGAUCUAAAUCGGUGGAAGCCCAACUUGAGCGUGUCCGUGAGGAAGAGCGACGGAAAAAGGAGAAAUAUCAUACCAGCUGCAUGCCCAGGUAUGCUUGA